Macrosteles quadrilineatus (aster leafhopper) is the source of this 3291-nucleotide messenger RNA. RefSeq lists its product as uncharacterized. Gene Ontology annotation, molecular function: nucleic acid binding. The transcript has 2 exons. The record is from RefSeq and is a predicted model, not a curated record. Gene Ontology annotation, biological process: DNA integration. The coding region runs from base 1 to 3291 and encodes 1096 amino acids. NCBI's taxonomy places the organism in Eukaryota, Metazoa, Arthropoda, Insecta, Hemiptera, Cicadellidae.
AUGAAAAAAUCUGUUAAGCCCUCGAAUAAGACUCAGGCCAAUUCCACAACACAAUUGAAGGCUCCUGUACCGCAAGGAUUUGAAUCAAAUACACUCUCUGCUCAUGUAGACACUGGUGCUGCCAGCCACAACUGUACUGUACUUCUUGCCACUGCAUUGGUAAAAAUUUCUACCUCGAAUGGUCAUAAUAUUAUUGUCCGAGCUGUGCUUGAUAGUGCAUCACAAACGAGUAUAAUAUCUGAACACUGUGCCAGUAUGAUUCACAUUCAGCGUUCGUCUGUUGGCGUUCACGAGAUAAAGGGCAUUGCCUCAGCUCGAAUAAAGCCUAAGGGACUUUCCUUUGUAAAUAUUUCUUCGCUUAACGGGAAAACACUUGCUACGGCACAUCCUGUCCUCAUACUUGAUAGAAUUACCAAUGAUAUGCCUAGUGUCAAGAUAUCUUCUGAAAUAAAGGCUCAAAUCAAAGAAUACGCACUUGCCGAUCCCAACUUCGACACUCCUGGACAUUUGCUCAUCGGUGCGGAUCUGUUUGCUCAAACUAUUAUUGGAUCUGCCACCAGUCUUGGUGAUCGUAUGCCAUACACUAUAAACACUAUUUUUGGAUAUGUUGUCCUUGGGAACGUGCCUACUUCACAAGACGGCCAAACCUUCAGUGGAUUGACGACUUUACUUUCCAUCAAUGAUCUUACACUUCAUGAAACACUUCAGCGAUUUUGGGCAUUGGAAGAACCACCUGCUUGUUCUAAGCUAUCCCCAGAGGAAAUGGAAUACGAUGCGCUACUAGGCAGCGAUACUGUUGAAGAAGCUGCAAAAUUACAGCAAGAUGUAAUAAACCUUUUACGAAAAGGAGGCUUUGAACUUCGCAAAUGGGCGUCUAACAAUAGCCAAAUAUUGGAAAAUUUACCCCCUCAACACUGCUUAUCAACUGACUCACCUUGUGUUAGUAUUCUUGGACUGAAGUGGAAUCCACACUCAGACACAUUCUCAUAUGCAAUUUCUGAAGCUCCAUUGAUUUUUACCAAAAGAGCAAUUUUGUCUUCCAUCGCUAAGAUUUAUGAUGUAACAGGCAUGCUUACCCCUGUUAUUUUUUGGGCUAAGGCUCUCAUGCAGCAUAUAUGGUCACUAGGCCUAGAUUGGGAUAAUACUCUUCCUAGUGAUAUUAUCGACAGAUGGUCAACUUUUGUCAACGAACUUCCUGAGAUUGAAAAUUUGGAGAUUGGCAGGUACAUAUCUCUGAGUGAUGCGGUUAAUAUUCAGUUGCAUGGAUUUUCAGAUGCAAGUGAACUCGGUUUUGCUGGAUGUGUUUAUCUACGAACUGAGAACCCGCAAGGCAGUAUAUAUGUCAACUUAUUAAUAGCCAAGUCACGUGUGGCACCCCUGAAACGUAUCACGAUUCCUCGCCUUGAACUGUGCGGAGCACAUAUUUUAGCCAAACUGUUACACUACUGUGUUGAUCAACUCUCAGAUCGCUACAAGAUAGAUUCUGUUACCGCUUGGAGUGACUCCACUGUGGCUCUUUCAUGGAUUCACACCCCUUCUCAUCGUUUGAAGUUAUAUGUUGCAAAUCGUGUUGCACAGGUUCAAGAAUUGACCCCUUCCUGCAUAUGGAAACACAUUUCUACUCUUGAAAACCCCGCUGAUGUUGCCUCUAGAGGAUUAACCCCAUCUCUUCUUAUUCAUAACAAGCUCUGGUGGUCUGGACCCACAUGGCUUAAGAGUUCAUCUGAUUCAUGGCCUCAACCAUCGAGUCAUCUUCCCGAAGAGGAACUCCCAGAAAUUAAAACCACAACACUAAAUCUUCUUACGAUAGCUGAAGAUCAAGAUCUGAAGUUUAUCAAUAAAUUCUCUUCAUGGACUAAACUACUUCAUGUCAUGGGCUACGUUUUACGUUUUAUUUCCUGCUUGAAAACUAAGCAAAGGAUUACUCAUUCUCUCACACUUGAAGAGUUAGAAGUAUCGAACAAACGGAUUUGUUGGCUUGUUCAAAGAGAGAGUUUCUCUGAGGAUAUUAAUUCCCUGUCAAAGAAGAAUGUGUGUUCUUCUCGCAUUCAACGCCUUUCACCGUUUAUGGAUGAUGAAGGUUUGUUAAGAGUUGGAGGACGACUGAAACAUUCUGAGUUGCCGUACAGCGCCAAGCAUCAAAUUAUCUUACCAAAGGAUCAUUUUGUUGUAAAUUUGAUAAUUGAUUAUCAUCAUCGCAUCUUUCUUCACUGUGGACCAACACAACUCCAAGCUGUUCUUCGUGAGAAAUAUUGGAUACUUUCUGCUCGUAGUAUCAUACGCUCCAGGAUUUUUAAACGCCUGAGAUGUUUCAGAAUGAAACCUAAGCCAAACACACCAUUGAUGGGAGACUUACCUUCCCCAAGAGUGGUAGCAACCCGACCUUUUAAUGUUACUGGAGUCGACUAUGCCGGACCAUUUACAGUGAAAUUGUAUGUCCUAAAAAGGCUUCAGCCUAUUAAAGUUUAUCUUUGUCUAUUUGUCUGCUUUGCAACGAAAGCCGUACACUUAGAAGUUGUGUCGGAUUUGUCCUCAGAAGCUUAUAUAGCAGCUCUUACACGUUUUAUUUCCAGACGUGGUUCAGUGAAGGAAAUUCAUAGUGAUUGUGGAACCAACUUUGUCGGAGCAGCUGCUGCACUUCACAAAUGUUUUAACAACCUCCUUUGCAAUCCAGUAACUCACCGUUUUGCUGAAGAAAACAACAUUUCUUUCAAAUUUCUGCCUCCACACGCGCCUCAUCAAGGUGGCUUGUGGGAACGAGCUGUUAGGAGUUUUAAGCAUCACCUUCAUAGAGUAAUCGGUGGCCAAAUCCUGACUUAUGAAGAAUUCAUAACUCUCGUGUCACGUGUCGAAGCAAUAUUAAAUUCAAGACCGCUUACCCCUCUCUCUGGAGAUCCGAAUGACUUAGAGUCUCUAACCCCAGGACACUUUUUAACUGGUGGACCUCGGAAAUCCAUGGUUGAACCUCAAUAUGAUGAAACUUCUUGUAACCGCUUGAGGAGAUGGCAAUUAGUUCAGGCAUUCUCUCAACACAUCUGGACUCGAUGGUCCCAAGAGUAUCUGCAUACUCUACAGCAUCACUCUAAGUGGACGAGUAAAACAGAGAACCUCAAGAUUGGUGACCUUGUUGUUAUUCAUGAGCCUAACACUCCUCCCCUACAAUGGAAACUUGCAAGAAUCACCGCAGUAUCUCCAGGAGCAGACGGAAUUGUACGAGUGGUCCAUCUACGCACCGCUACAGGGAACUUCAGUCGGCCAACCGUCAAAGUUUCCCUUCUUCCUACCAAUUAA